Molecule: messenger RNA, 2166 nt
Organism: Penaeus monodon (black tiger shrimp)
Lineage: Eukaryota; Metazoa; Arthropoda; Malacostraca; Decapoda; Penaeidae
Gene: nmdyn-D7
Product: nucleoside diphosphate kinase 7-like
Exons: 10
Coding region: 13-1230 (405 amino acids)
Biological process (GO): GTP biosynthetic process; UTP biosynthetic process; CTP biosynthetic process
Cellular component (GO): centrosome
Molecular function (GO): ATP binding; nucleoside diphosphate kinase activity
Source: RefSeq, a predicted model, not a curated record
GCAGUUCCCACUAUGGCUAGCAAACUAUUCACCAUCGCACUAGUGGUUGCUUUAGCAGCAACAUUGAUUAAUAUCUACGUGAAAAAUAAGGGUGAGACUCGGUACCUGUUCCACACAGAAUGGUAUGACCCCGUGUCUGCAACUGUCCGCAAAUUCCUCCUGAGUUUUUUCCCGCGAGAUAAUUCAGUGGAAAUGUAUGAUUUGCGGUCCCAGCGCCUGUUUUUAAAGCGCAUAGCCAUUGAGGGGUUAGACGAAAAGGAUUUUUACCUCGGCAAUACCAUAGUUGUACUUUCGAGACAGUUGAAGAUCACGGAAUAUGCAGAUUCCACAACCAGGGAAAUCAUAAGCUCCAAGAGGCAGAGAACCUUUGCAAUGGUGAAGCCCGACGCAGUGCACAGACUAGGGGAGGUCAUCGACGUGAUCCAAAGCAGGAACUUCGAGGUGAGCCAGAUGAAGAUGGUGCAACUGACGCGAGCUCAAGCGGGACUGUUUUACCGCGAGCACGAAGGGCGGCCGUUUUUCGAGCCCCUCCUUGACUACGUAACAAGCGGCCCAGUGGUAGCCAUGGAGCUGAUCACGACUAAUGCCGUACAGCGAUGGAGGGAGACCCUAGGCCCUACAGAUGCGGAGCUAGCGAGACGCGAGGCACCCGGCACCAUCCGUGCCAAGUUCGGGAAGGAUAAGCAGUCAAAUGCGGCCCACGGCUCGGAUUCUGAUGUUGCGGCCACUAGGGAAAUUGAGUUCUUCUUCCCUUCCUCCAAAGUUUAUGACAUAAUGGUGCCCCAGACGACAGCACGAUUCCUGAAUAAUACAUGUUGCAUUAUUAAACCCCAUGCAGUAGCAGAGGGUAACCUGGGCAGCAUCCUCAAAGCAAUAAAAGAUGAGGGAUUUGAGGUCUCGGCUCUCCAGAUGUUCCGCAUGGACAAAAUUCAGGCUGAGGAGUUUCUGGAGGUGUACAAAGGCAUAGUUAGUGAAUAUCCAGGUAUGCUACAGCAGUUGAUCUCGGGUGUUUCCGUUGCCAUAGAGAUCACGAGCAUCCACGCAGGACAGACUCCAGUUAAAUUUAGGGAAUUUGUAGGACCAGCUGAUCCAAUCGUGGCCAAAGAAUUGCGGCCCAACAGUCUCAGGGCUCGGUUUGGUGAAAAUAUCGUCAAGAAUGCCCUCCACUGCUCGGAUUUGCCGGAUGACGGUCCCCUUGAGGUGGAAUAUUUCUUCAAAAUUCUCCAGUAAUUUAGUUUUCAGCACAUAUGGUACACGCAUUCCAGUGCAGUUUUCAGUGACUGCCAUUUUUAUAUAUUUGCAAUAAAUGUUAAUCAGUGUAUUUGGAGGAACUCCCCUUUUUGCUAAACCUCCAUGUUUGAUGUCCUUCAUAAAGUAUGUUGUACUGUUAUUGAAUGAUAUUUUGUUAUUAACCCACUGGAUCCAGGUGUAAUUGCUACCUGCACGUGGCUUACUUAUGCGGUGACUUUCCCAUAUGUGGCUUUUAGGCCCGGCCGUCACGAAUAUUCAUGUGCGGUGUCAAGACUCCUUGCCUCCUCUUUGCAAAGUUAUCAUCUCUUUUUCUACAUAGGUAUAUAUUUUUAUUUAUUUUUUUUACCCUCUAUUUUCCAAGGUCUGUGUUUGUCAUCUGGUGUUCUGUACCAAGAUGGUAAUGAAUGAUUUUCCUUUGCACAGACUCCAUAUCAUGUAUCAAGGUAGUCUAUAACCCAGUGAAAAAACAGUAAUAGCAAGUAACUUUGUUAUAUUUGUCACUUGUCAUCCAGAAAGAGCACAGAAAGAGUGGCCUUGGAGCCGGCACUCCUCCAGUUAUGGCUCAUGGAUCGCAGAUGGUACAUUCCACACCCGUUUACCAAUGAAAAUAAUGCAAAAGCCCAUUCCUAAGUGCCCGCUAAGUCUAAUGACCCUCCAAGAACAAUGUGCACUCAAUAGCAAGUCAUUCACUACAAUCCUGGCCAUCAACCAAAUUUUUAAUGACAAUAUGUUCCUGUCAUCUCAGACCUCAGUCAAAAUAUUUUGUGGUGGCAUAUUCCCAUAACCUAGCCUUAGGCCUAUUUUUUUGUUACGUGAUGGUCACAUCACUCGGAUCCUAGGGGUUAAAUAUAGGGUUUCAGAAGAAGCUUGUGCUGCCUUUUUCAUGGUUCAUCAAAUAAAUUAUAUAUAUUUAAA